This is a messenger RNA of Maudiozyma saulgeensis, 762 nucleotides long. The record is from the annotation of a GenBank genome assembly. Lineage: Eukaryota; Fungi; Ascomycota; Saccharomycetes; Saccharomycetales; Saccharomycetaceae.
AUGAUAUUAAAUAUAAUUUUGCUUAUGAUGAUUGUUCAACUUACGACAGCAAUGCCAUAUAUUUCAAAACAAGUAACUCAUAAAAACCUAAACGAAACAGUUUUAAAAAUGUUCUUACCAGCCAUAAAAUACACGAAUUCAAAUGAACUUACAAAUUCAUACUGCAUAGUAUUGAACACCACUUUCAAUGACAAGAACGAGGAUCUUGUUUUAACAUUUAAUGUCCAAGAUAGGAAACAAGAGGAUUACGAUUAUGCCCGAUUUGGUGAAAGUAGUGAAAUAAGAGGUAAACAAAUAGUUGAUUUUUCUGUAUCCGGGAUUAUUAGUAACGAUUUAUAUCGAUCGAGGAAAGGUUUACCUAAUGGAGAGACAAAUAUUGUAAUCUCACCUAAUCAUGAAAAAUUAUUCAAACUUUGUUUUCACAAUUUUGUUUUUGAUGGUUCUUGGAAUUCGAUAGAUAUCGAUAAAUAUGUGACAAUAGAUGUAUGUAAAUUGGAACAACGUGAAAGAGAAAUUGCAGGAUAUAUAUAUUCAGCCUUUCAACCGGAAACUAGGAACAAAUUGACCAAUACUAUUAUUGAACUCGAAGAAAUUACAGGAAAUCAAGGUAAUAAUCAAAUGUUACAGAUAGAAGAAUUUAUAAGGGAUAAAAAUGAAAAUACAUUCGAUAAAUUACUCUAUGCAAUGGUUAUAUACACUUUUGUAGUGAUCAUAUCUGGUAUAGUACAGAUAUGGUUUAUAAAAAAAAUGGUGUUCGGAUAG